GUUCCUAUUCUUUUCAACUUAAAUCAACAAGAUGAACAACUUCGGUGUGAUAGAGCUCGCGAGUACCAAAACCACCAACGCCCCUGGCUGGGCCUACGUGCCCGAUACAACGCCUCACCUAGCAGCAGCAGCAACGGCCGCCGCCUCGCUCCAAACGGGCAACAGAAAACGAGCUGCUCGCAACCAGGCGGUCAACACCAGCGCUCUGUACGCCGAUGCCGACGCGCGCCAAGAGGCGAAGCUGCGCAGAGAGAUCGAGGCGCUCGACCGCGAUAACUACCACCGCGACGUAAGCAUACCCAUCGUAACCAAGAGCAAUAGCAGCAAAGCCGCGGUCAAGAAACACACCCCCAACGUCCGCAAGAUCCUGCAGUCGCAGAAGACCUUCGCAAACCACCUCGACGACUUCGAAGCCCUCUCCGCCCAGGAAAAAUCAAACCCCAACGCGGCGAGCUCUGCUUCUGGGGGCGUGUCUGCGUCUGCGACGAAUACUUCGGGCGCUGGGGGUUCGAAAAAGGGAUCCGCGGCGGAGAAACACCAAGCGAAAAGCAGCAGCAGCAGUAACAACAAGAAAUCGUCUUCCAAAACCAAGUCCCGCUCUACAUCAGUCUCAAAAGCCGCGCCAACCGUAAAGCAAGAAGAAGACGUCCCCAUGACCGACGCGCCGCCAACCACCUCUUUCUCCUCUUCUUUGCUAACGCCGUACACCCGCCCCGGAUACCCGCCCACGCACCCGCAAGACUCGGACCCCCUGCUGACCUCGCGCGUCCCGCCGCUGCCCACCGACGCCGAGCUGCGGGCCUUGCUCGCCGCGCCGCCGCUCGGCUACGCGGAGGCGCGGGGCCGGUGGACGGCGGCCGACGAGGCCGCCGGCAGGAGGUACCCGGCGCGCGUGUUCUGCGAGGUGUGCGGGUACUGGGGGCGCGUGCGGUGCAUGCGCUGCGGCGCGAGGGUCUGCGCGCUCGAGUGCCUCGAGACGCAUCGCGAGGAGUGCGUUUCCCGGUACGGGCUGUGAUUCCCUAGUAGGGUAGGUUAGGUAGGUAGGUAUUUACGAGUGCGGCCCAAGUCGAGAAGGGAGUUGAGUUAGUUCUAGGUAAGGUAGCUAUUAUUAGGGGUUCGCGUAAGAGUAAGUGGGUAGGGGGGAAGGCUUGAGUUUCUCUUAUCGAGUGUAUAAUACAAUACAUACCUACAUAAGAAGCAUUCUUUUUUUUUCGUGGGUUGGCAAGGGGGAACAAAAUGAGUUCAGGCGUCCGGUUGCAAAAGCGAGAGA
Messenger RNA from Daldinia caldariorum, 1270 nucleotides. RefSeq lists its product as uncharacterized. Gene Ontology annotation, molecular function: nucleosome binding. The transcript has a single exon. Bases 32 to 1015 code for a protein of 327 amino acids. The record is from RefSeq and is a predicted model, not a curated record. Gene Ontology annotation, biological process: chromatin remodeling. NCBI's taxonomy places the organism in Eukaryota, Fungi, Ascomycota, Sordariomycetes, Xylariales, Hypoxylaceae. Gene Ontology annotation, cellular component: Swr1 complex.